Lodderomyces elongisporus is the source of this 276-nucleotide messenger RNA. RefSeq lists its product as uncharacterized. The record is from RefSeq and is a predicted model, not a curated record. Gene Ontology annotation, biological process: protein N-linked glycosylation. The transcript has a single exon. NCBI's taxonomy places the organism in Eukaryota, Fungi, Ascomycota, Pichiomycetes, Serinales, Debaryomycetaceae. The coding region runs from base 1 to 276 and encodes 91 amino acids.
AUGACAGUAAAGCGGAACUACGGAGCAUCAUAUGCAGAUUACACCAGGGAGUUUACAAUUGAAUCGCAUCCAGUUCAAAACACUCCACAAACCACUACGACGUUCUUAAUUACCAUUUCGCUACUCUUGCUCGCCUUUGGCUCAUUGUCGAUGACACUUUUAGGGGAUGUCAAAAGCAAGAGAUUCGUCACUUAUUUGCUCAAUUCGCUUAUUGCGCUGGUAAGUAUUGGAUUCAGUGCUAUUUAUGUAAUGAACUACGUUGGAGUAUACAUAUAA